This is a messenger RNA of Lathyrus sativus (Indian pea), 1344 nucleotides long. Lineage: Eukaryota; Viridiplantae; Streptophyta; Magnoliopsida; Fabales; Fabaceae. The record is from the annotation of a GenBank genome assembly.
AUGAGUUACGUCCGAGUCCUUUCCGCCGCUACAAUCAAUUCUCAGAAUCACAAUCUCAAUGUCUUAAAUGAUCAUACUAUCGAUCUAACACCAUGGGAUCUUCAAUAUCUCCCAUUUGGAUACAGUCAAAUCGGUCUUAUUUAUCACAAUUCUUCUGAAUUAGAUACAAAAAAUCAAAUCCAGCGUCUUAAAGACUCUCUUUCCUCUACCCUUGAAUUUUUUCCACCCUUCACUGGCCGUCUCAAUAUCACGGAACAUGAAGAUAAUACUAUCUCUUGUUCCAUCAGGUGCAAUAAUGAAGGUGUACUCUUUGUUCAUGCUGCAGCUAAAAAUAUUAGCGUCGGCGAUAUCCUUGAACCAACUUAUCUUCCGGCCAUCUUUUAUUCAUUUUUUCAAUUUAAUGGAGUUAAGAACUAUGAAGGCACAUCAAACCCAUUACUUGCGGUCCAAGUGACGGAUUUAGCCGAUGGUAUUGUUAUUGGCUGCUCAAUUAGUCAUGUGGUCGUUGAUGGUACCUCACUUUGGCAUUUCAUCAACUCAUGGGCUAGAAUCUCAAAGGGAAAUUUCGAAAUUUCCAAAAUUUCAUCUUUUGAACGAUGGUUUCCAAGUGGUAUUCAACGUCCGAUUCAAUUUCAUUUCCCAAUGCAACCACGGUAUAAUCUCUUUAGUAAUCAAAAUGAUAAAGAAGAAAAACUCAACACACCGAUGUCUGAGAGAUUAUUUCAUUUCUCAAAAGAGAAUAUUGCAAAACUAAAAUCCCAAGCAAAUUUAGAAGCGGGUACAACAAGAAUUUCUUCUUUGCAAGCAGUUUUAACUCACGUUUGGCGCUCUAUUAUACGUUCCAAAAACCUUGAUAUGCAAGAAGAACUGAAUUUUGUGAUGGAUAUAGGCGUUAGACCAAGGUUUAUUCCUCCGUUGCAAGAGAGAUAUUUUGGUAAUGCUGUGAUGGAGUGUGUAGUUACCAUGAAAGUCGGUGAAUUGUUGGAAGACGGUGGACUUGGCAAAGGUGCUUUGAAGAUGAACAAGAUGAUUUCUCUACACUCUGACGAGAAGUUAAAAAAUCAUUACAAAGAUUGGUUAAUUGCACCGAGUUUUGUUUUUAACGACGGUAAUGUGGCAAAUAGUAAUGCAAUGGCGAUUGGUAGUUCGCCAUGGUUUGAUGUUUACGAAAAUGAUUUUGGUUGGGGAAAGCCUGUGGCGGUACGAAAUGGAGGUGCAAAUAAAAGAAAUGGAAAAAUUUAUGUGUCGGCUGGUGUUGAAGAAGGUAGUAUAAAUCUUGAAGUUUGUCUUCCUUAUGAAAUUUUAGAGGCAAUUGGAAAUGAUUCUGAGUUUAAGAUUAGCUAG